Molecule: messenger RNA, 939 nt
Organism: Alosa sapidissima (American shad)
Lineage: Eukaryota; Metazoa; Chordata; Actinopteri; Clupeiformes; Clupeidae
Gene: crybb3
Product: crystallin, beta B3
Exons: 6
Coding region: 72-764 (230 amino acids)
Biological process (GO): lens development in camera-type eye; visual perception
Molecular function (GO): structural constituent of eye lens
Source: RefSeq, a predicted model, not a curated record
GGCGAGAGUGCGAAAGAGAGUGAGAGUGGUGUUACGUGCGGCGCACUGAAGUUACAGGCUAACCAGGUAGGAUGUCAGAGCAGCAAGGCGCCCCAGAACAGCUGGCUGCUGGGAAAAGUCAGGGAGGGGCUGGAGCUACCUACAAGGUGGUGCUGUUCGAGUUCGAGAAUUUCCGAGGGAAGAAGGCAGAGUUCUCUGCAGAGUGCAAGGAUGCUGGCGAGAAGCUGGAGAGAGUUGGCUCAGCCAUUGUAGAAUCUGGACCGUGGGUGGCGUAUGAGCGUAUGGGCUUUGCCGGGGAGCAGUACGUUCUGGAGAAGGGCGAGUACCCCCGCUGGAGCUCCUGGACCAACAGCCAGAGCAGCUACUGUCUGCUGUCCCUGAGGCCUCUCCGUGUGGAUAGUGCGGAUCACAAGCUCCACCUAUUUGAGAAUGGAGGCUUUGCUGGAAGGAAGAUGGAGAUCAUGGAUGAUGAUGUCCCCAGCCUCUGGGCCCAUGGCUUCCAGGAUCGUGUGGCCAGCGUCAAAGCCCUGAAUGGAACGUGGGUGGGCUACAUGUACCCAGGCUACAGAGGGCGCCAGUACGUGUUCGAGCACGGCGACUACAAGCACUGGAACGACUGGGGGGCGGCCGUGCCUCAGGUUCAGUCCGUCCGGCGUGUGCGUGACAUGCAGUGGCACAAGCGCGGCUGCUUCACUGCCCCGGAGCCCACCCCCAACCCCGUGCCUCCUCCCCCCGCCCCUCCCGCUGCGGCCGGCACCAGCUGAAGGAGAGCAGCGAGCCCCCCCAGCCUCGGGACCACCCCCAGCGCCGACACCCCCACCCCUUCCUCUGACCCUCCGCCAGGCCUCCACCCCUCUCAGAGGGCCACCAAGAAGCGGCGAACCCGGAAGUGACCGCCUUCCCCGAGUGUCUUCGACUGGAAUAAACAAUAAAGGCUUU